AUGCUAACCGAAACCGAUAGUAAAUUGUAUAAAGAUUUUAAUAUAACAAUUUCGGAACGAUGGCAAAAUGAAAUAGCAGAUACAAUUUUUGAAGUGGUAAAUCAAGAUGCUGAUAAAGCUGAGAGCAAAAAACGAGCUAAACAACGAGCUAAACUUGGUAGUGAUGAAAAAGAUUCGGAUGUAAUCAUACAUGGUUAUAUCAAAAAACUUGGUGGACCAUUUACAUCUGCAUGGCAAACUCGUUAUGGUAAACUUUAUCCAAGUCGUCUUGAACUUUACCCUGAAUCACUUACUGGUAAACCAGAGCUAGUAUUCAUGGAUCAAAUUGAGGAUGUCGCUAUUGAUUUACAUAAUGUCAAAGGAGAGCAUUCAAUAAUUGUAAAAUUAAAAGAAGGUUUUAAAGAGACAAAACUGAUUUUUACCAAUCAGGAUGAGAUAUCAUUAGGUGAAUGGCAUACUUCAUUAAGGACUGCUCAUCGAGUAUCGUCCGAAUUAUUACAACGAAUGGGUCGUAAAGCAAUUAAAAUAUAUGGCGUAAAUCAUGAUCCAAUGCUUGAUGAUAAUGAACGUUUAGCUUCCGUUACGAAAGCUCUUCUAAAUCGUACACCUUCUCUUGAUUCCGGAAUUUAA
This is a messenger RNA of Brugia pahangi, 630 nucleotides long. Lineage: Eukaryota; Metazoa; Nematoda; Chromadorea; Rhabditida; Onchocercidae. The record is from the annotation of a GenBank genome assembly.